This is a messenger RNA of Selaginella moellendorffii, 1425 nucleotides long. Its product is annotated as 2-dehydro-3-deoxyphosphooctonate aldolase 1. NCBI's taxonomy places the organism in Eukaryota, Viridiplantae, Streptophyta, Lycopodiopsida, Selaginellales, Selaginellaceae. Gene Ontology annotation, biological process: monosaccharide biosynthetic process. The record is from RefSeq and is a predicted model, not a curated record. Gene Ontology annotation, molecular function: 3-deoxy-8-phosphooctulonate synthase activity. Gene Ontology annotation, cellular component: cytosol; cytoplasm. The transcript is spliced from 13 exons. Bases 57 to 935 code for a protein of 292 amino acids.
GCGAGCUUGUGGCGUGGAUCUUGGCGCUUAGAGCUCUAGAUCUCGCGAUCCGGGCCAUGGCGACGUCGGCAUUCCUCGAGGAGCUCAAGGCAGCGGAUCCAUUCUUCGUCAUGGCCGGCCCCAACGUGGUGGAAUCGGAGGAGCACAUCCUCAAGAUGGCGCGGCACAUCAAAUCCGUGACCGACGAGCUCCAGCUCAAGCUCGUGUUUAAGUCGAGCUUUGACAAAGCCAAUCGAACCUCCGCGCACUCUUUCCGGGGUCCGGGACUGGAAGAAGGACUGAGAAUUUUGGAGAGAGUGAAGGUUGAGUAUGGUCUUCCGAUUGUCACGGACGUCCACGAGCCUUAUCAGUGUGAGGCAGUGGCACGAGUAGCCGAUGUUAUACAAAUUCCAGCGUUUCUUUGCCGACAGACGGAUCUUCUUCUCGCAGCUGCUAAGACCGGCAAAGUGAUCAACAUAAAAAAAGGCCAGUUUUGCGCUUCCUCCGUGAUGACCAAUUCAGCCGCUAAGAUCAGGCUUGCUGGAAAUCCAAACGUCAUGGUCUGUGAGCGCGGCACCAUGUUUGGCUACAACGACUUGAUAGUCGAUCCGAGGAACUUGGAAUGGCUGAGAGAAGCCGAGUGCCCUGUGGUCGCCGAUAUCACGCAUUCUUUGCAGCAGCCUGCUGGACGAAAAACUGAGCAUGGCGGUGUUGCUAGCGGCGGAUUGAGAGAGCUGAUUCCCUGCAUCGCUAGAACUUGCGUGGCAGUCGGUAUCGAUGGGAUCUUCAUGGAGGUCCAUGAUAAUCCUCUCAAGGCACCAGUUGAUGCUCCAACACAAUGGCCAUUGAGGCACCUCAAAGUUUUGCUCGAGGAGCUAAUUUCCAUCGCAAGAGUGAGCAAAGGCAAACAGCCAUUUCCGAUUGAUCUUGAGCCAGUGAGAGAUGAUUUUUCAUAACACCAAUCUUCUACCAAGUGAAAGCUAAGUUCAUUCAUCAAUUAUUUCCCCCGAGUUCCAUCCCUUGUCUCUGCCGCACUCAUCAACAUGGAAAGUGUGCAGCCGCGAGGGUCGUCUGUGAUCAUCUCCCAGUUAUCUAGAACACGGUGACAGUACUCACACAACUCUUCCUCCCUCGAGGCUCUUCCAUGCGAUAGUUCUUCACGAUGCUCUUCCGGAUCAUACCCCUUCUAUCUAUCAGUGUCCUCUCGGCUCUAGUUCUUCACGAUGCUCUUCAGGAUCACACCCCUUCUAUAUCUAUCGGCGUCCUCUCGGCUCGCUCCAACCAUCGAUUACUUCAUCGAUCAUGUCGCCCUCGCCAUUGAUAUCUAUGCGGAACAUGGCAGCGUUGCCGUGUUUAACAACAGUGUCACAUGAUUAGUAUAUUGUUACUUGUGAAAGUAGUUUCAUCUGAUGAUAUUAAUGAUGAUAAUACGCAAGUGUUUUACAA